CUCACAGCAUAGGCUCUUCGUUGCUCUCUGUUCACCGUCAUUUCCCCACACAACAUCCAUGCUCUGGAUCUCAGGAGCUCUACUCGGCUGUGUGACCUUUCUCGUGCUCACCGCGAAGGGUCUCCCAGCUCAAGCUCAACCGCCAACAACCAGCAUCGAUCGAACGAUCUCGACGCCUCCAUCGAAGCGCUGGGAUCAUACAUACUUCGGCGUCAUGUUCAAUCGCUUCGCUGACGAGAACUGCGAGAUGAAGUCGUUGGAUCGCUUCGACAAGGACGACGAGCGAAAUCGGCUGUAAAGUCUCGGAUAACGAAAAGUCUUUCUCCAGCGACCAAUUCGUGUGGCUUACACAGAUCAUCCAUCCGGAGAACUUGGAAGACUUCGGAUACUGCAGAUUGUUCGCAUACGUCGAUGAUCGCGGCACUCAUGGCGCAGCGUGGAUGGACUGGGCAAACAGCGGGAACCCAAUGAAUGCUUGCCUGAAAAUGAAGAAGGGCCCAGCGAAGGCCGUCAGAUUGGAAUGUCGCCGCCACUCCGCAACAUGGAGUCCUACUCCUGAUGGUCCGGGUUGAAGGCAACCACCGAAUCAGCCUCCAACACCAUGCAAGAUACUCGUCUGUGCCUG
Messenger RNA from Zymoseptoria tritici IPO323, 625 nucleotides. RefSeq lists its product as uncharacterized. The coding region runs from base 59 to 298 and encodes 79 amino acids. Lineage: Eukaryota; Fungi; Ascomycota; Dothideomycetes; Mycosphaerellales; Mycosphaerellaceae. The record is from RefSeq and is a predicted model, not a curated record. The transcript has 2 exons.